UCCUCUCGUGGAACACGAUGCGACGAAGGAAUGUGAAAGGCUCCCGCCCGCCGCCAUUUUCUUUCUUUCUUGGCAAGCAGAGAGCGCGGUAGGAAGUGGUGAAGCGGACAUGGCGGAUUAUUCUACGGUACCCCCUCCUUCUUCGGGCGCGCCCGGGGGAGGCGGAGGAGGUGGCGGGGGAGUCAAUGACGCUUUUAAGGACGCGCUACAACGGGCUAGGCAGAUUGCAGCAAAAAUUGGAGGUGAAUCAGGGACAUCGGUGAAUUCAAAUGAUUACGGUUAUGGGGGACAAAAAAGGCCUCUUGAAGAUGGAGAUGGCUCUUGGACAAGUCCGAGCAGUACAACACACUGGGAGGGAAUGCCCUCUCCUUUUAAAGAUCAACCUGAGCCUAAGAAAGUUGCUCCUCCAAACAAUGAUUCUUUUGGAAGUCAGUUACCACCCAUGCAUCAGCAACAGAGGUCUGUAAUGACAGAAGAAUAUAAAGUUCCUGAUGGCAUGGUUGGAUUCAUUAUUGGCAGAGGAGGAGAGCAGAUCUCCCGUAUACAACAAGAAUCUGGAUGCAAAAUACAGAUUGCACCUGAUAGCGGUGGUCAUCCUGAAAGAUCUUGCAUGUUAACUGGGACUCCAGAAUCCGUGCAGUCUGCAAAACGGUUACUUGACCAGAUAGUUGAAAAAGGAAGACCCACACCAGGAUUCCAUCAUGGUGAUGGUCCAGGAAAUGCUGUCCAGGAAAUUAUGAUUCCAGCUAGUAAAGCAGGAUUAGUUAUUGGGAAAGGUGGAGAGACAAUAAAACAGCUUCAGGAGCGAGCAGGAGUUAAGAUGGUUAUGAUUCAGGAUGGUCCACAGAACACUGGAGCAGACAAACCUCUUAGGAUCACAGGAGAUCCUUACAAAGUUCAACAAGCGAAGGAAAUGGUUUUAGACCUAAUUCGUGAUCAAGGUGGUUUUAGAGAAGUACGCAAUGAAUACGGGUCAAGAAUAGGAGGAAACGAAGGACUAGAUGUCCCAAUACCACGAUUUGCCGUUGGCAUUGUAAUUGGAAGGAAUGGAGAAAUGAUUAAAAAGAUACAGAAUGAUGCUGGUGUGAGAAUCCAGUUUAAACCAGAUGAUGGAACAACUCCAGACAGAAUAGCACAAAUCACUGGACCUCCAGAUAGAUGUCAACAUGCAGCAGAAAUUAUUACAGAUCUUCUUCGAAGUGUUCAGGCUGGCAAUCCUGGUGGUCCUGGACCUGGUGGUCGUGGAAGAGGUAGAGGACAAGGAAACUGGAAUAUGGGGCCUCCUGGUGGACUGCAAGAAUUUAAUUUUAUUGUGCCCACUGGAAAAACUGGAUUAAUUAUUGGGAAAGGUGGUGAAACUAUCAAGAGUAUCAGCCAACAAUCUGGUGCUAGAAUAGAACUUCAGAGAAACCCUCCACCAAAUGCGGAUCCAAACAUGAAAUUGUUCACUAUCCGGGGGACACCACAGCAGAUUGAUUAUGCUCGGCAGCUUAUAGAAGAGAAGAUUGGCGGUCCAGUGAAUCCUUUGGGUCCUCCCGUGCCACAUGGUCCUCAUGGUGUUGUUCCUGGCCCACAUGGGCCUCCUGGGCCGCCUCCUGGUGCCCCUAUGGGACCUUACAAUCCUGCUCCUUAUACACCUGGCCCUCCUGGUCCAGCACCUCAUGGGCCUCCAGCACCAUAUGCUCCACAGGGCUGGGGUAAUGCUUAUCCACACUGGCAACCACCAAAUCCUCCCGAUCCAGGUAAGCCAACGGAUCCUAAUUCAGCAGCAUGGGCAGCCUAUUACGCUCACUACUAUCAGCAGCAAGCGCAGCCACCACCUGCAGCUCCACCCAGUGCGCCACCAGCCACCCAGACCAAUGGACAAGGAGAUCAACCAAAUCCAGCACCAGCAGGGCAAGUAGAUUACACCAAGGCUUGGGAAGAGUACUAUAAAAAAAUGGGUCAACAAGGGCAGCCACAAGAUUAUUCAAAGGCUUGGGAGGAAUAUUACAAGAAGCAAGGUCAGGCAGUUCCAGCUCCAGCGGGGGCACCACCAGCAGGUCAGCCUGAUUAUAGUGCAGCAUGGGCUGAAUACUAUAGACAGCAGGCAGCCUAUUAUGCCCAAACAAGUCCACAAGGAAUGCCGCAACAUCCUCCAGCACCACAGGGCCAAUAAUAAGAAGUGGACAAUACAGUAUUUGCUUCAUUAUGUGGGGGAAAAAACCUUUGUUAAAUGUGUGGAUGCAGACGCCUUGAUGAAGAUCAUAAUUUUGUUUGGUUUAAAAAUAGUGUUUUGAAAAUGUACAAAAUAUCUAUCACUACUGAUAGGAGGUAAUAUUUCUGUGUAGAAAUGAAAUUGGUUUGUUUUUAGUACAUUAGUGUAGAUGUACACAUUCCAGCAAAUGUAUUUGCAACUAUUAUGUGGUCAAUGCUUUGUGAUAUAAAUGUACUUUUUUCAAUGUAUACUUGAUCACUUUUAAAUGCCUGUUUUGUGCUUUACAAUAAAUAAUAUGAAACCUCCUGUGUCGGUAAGUUGGAUAUGUGGGUCCCCAGAAUUCAACGAUUUGUUAGCAAUGCUGUACAUGUACACAAGUAAGAGUUUUUUCCUUGAAAGUUUGAGUUUGACAUUGGUAUUCUCCCUUUGCAGAAUAGUUUAGAAGGAUCUCUUUUGUUGCUGUAUUUUGCUGUUUAGCAUCUUGAUAUCCUUCUCUUUCUACUUGAUUAAAAUUUGCAUGUAUGUGAA
This is a messenger RNA of Euleptes europaea (tarantolino), 2725 nucleotides long. It is a transcript of the gene FUBP1, whose product is annotated as far upstream element binding protein 1. The record is from RefSeq and is a predicted model, not a curated record. The transcript has 22 exons. Gene Ontology annotation, cellular component: nucleus; cytoplasm. Bases 110 to 2158 code for a protein of 682 amino acids. Lineage: Eukaryota; Metazoa; Chordata; Lepidosauria; Squamata; Sphaerodactylidae. Gene Ontology annotation, molecular function: mRNA binding. Gene Ontology annotation, biological process: regulation of DNA-templated transcription.